AUGUCUUUUCCGUCCAUCUUAUCGCAGGAUAUCACAGAUGAUAUUACACCACCAGCAAAUUCCUCUGCGUUAGGCUCAAGAGAACAGCUUGUUUUCAGGGCUUAUCAGAAUGAACCUUGGCUGGCUGGCAUAGCUCAAAAUCUUAUCUUAGACAAAAAACUAAUCGUCGUAGAUAGAGAACUGCUAUUCCAGGUGCUGAUGGUGGAGAAUAUCACCAAAUCCAAGCUGACACUGAUCGAUGACAUAAAGACCAGGUUGAAUCCGAGAAACCAGAAGGUGGACAGACUACGAUCAGGGCCGCAAGUGAACAGCGCCAAGAAAUACGAGGUCAUCACUCAGGUGAAUAUGGAGGAUGAAGGGAACGGAAGUGACAACAAUCGCGCCAGCAAUAACAACAAUAAUGACAGCACUGCCAAGAACAAGGCGGUGUUCAAGUUGACGCUGCAGAAUAAAUCAGGUGAUGUCUUCUUUGCAAUCAACUCCACUCCAAUAUCUUGGAGCUCCUGCACGCUGGGCUCCAAGAUUGUGAUAUUACCGGGAACCGUGUUUAGCAGAGGCGUUUUCAUAUUGAAGGACUCUCAAGUCAUUUUUCUCGGCGGCAUUAACAGAGUUUGGAACGAAAAUAGAGAUCAGAAACUUUGUGAUUAUUUGGAAUCUAAACUACGGCGCGACAAACAAUUCGUGAAUGGCGGUCCCAGGAAAAGGAAAGCCAAUGAUUAG
This is a messenger RNA of Saccharomyces kudriavzevii IFO 1802, 720 nucleotides long. It is a transcript of the gene RMI1, whose product is annotated as Rmi1p. NCBI's taxonomy places the organism in Eukaryota, Fungi, Ascomycota, Saccharomycetes, Saccharomycetales, Saccharomycetaceae. The coding region runs from base 1 to 720 and encodes 239 amino acids. The transcript has a single exon. The record is from RefSeq and is a predicted model, not a curated record.